Aphanomyces invadans is the source of this 2196-nucleotide messenger RNA. RefSeq lists its product as hypothetical. The transcript has 4 exons. Bases 1 to 2196 code for a protein of 731 amino acids. The record is from RefSeq and is a predicted model, not a curated record. Lineage: Eukaryota; Oomycota; Saprolegniomycetes; Saprolegniales; Verrucalvaceae.
AUGGAAGUACAAGUGCCACCGUCACGGCCGUCAACGACGAUGGAUAUCGCCGCGGAAACGGAAAACCUGCUCCAGAGUCUACGACAGGACAACAAGAAGCAGCAGGAUGAAAUCCGAGCGAGGAAGGAGGCACUGCUUCUGAAACUUCGUGCGAAGACCGUUCCAACGUCAACGAAAGCGCUGGCCAUCCCCGCUCCUAAUGUAAAUUCUUUGUUGCCAUCGGCGGCUUCUGUUCAAAUUCCAGUUGCCCGUGCGACGUCGCAUCCUCUCUUGAACGGUAAGAAGCGUAUGCUGGGUGAAAUGAAGAAGGCAGCCCGGAUCCAAGGCGCCGACUCGAUGGCGAAGCUGUUUGGCUACAAAAAUUACGUUGAACAGAAGCAACAUCUUGAAAAAGAGGAAAAAUUGCGCAUUCAACUCUUGGAAAUGAAGAAGAAAGCUGAAGAAGUUGCCAAAGCUACCGUUCUUCACCAGAUUCCUGACGCCGACGACGAAGAGAGCGAUGAAGACUUCGUCCCUGAAAACGAGUCGUCAGCAGAUAACGAAAAUGACCUCAAUAUCAAGGUCACGAACACCGACAGCGACGAUGAUGAAAGGGAUGUCGUGGUGCUGGACGAAGACGAAUCGAGAGACCAACCUGUUCCCAGUUUAACAGGCAAUCCUGUUGUGAUACCAUCCAACUCUGACGCCACAGCGAACAACUCCGUGAAUGUCAUGGCAGCCGCAGGUCUUUUGUCUGAUGAGGACGAGCCUCAUCAUCACACGUCCGAUGAUGAAUCGCAAAGCGGUGACGAUGGUGCCGUUGAAGGCACGACUACAUCUCCUUCCUCGUUAGUGCCAGCUACUCGACCAGUCCCCCGGCGCCGCCGACUCCAGCGCCCCGUCACGAUUGGCAACUCAGACGAGGACGAAAACGACGCAGACAUGAGCGACGAUGAACAAGAGAACGACGACAACGAUGCUGCUGCGGAUGCCGCAACUGAGCAAGCGCGCAAGGACUCUCGCAACGCCGAUAAAGCGGCCAACUAUCGCGCGAUUCUGGCCGCCGACGAGGCCGCUGAAUCUGGACGCCGUCGGGACAAGCAAAGCGGUGGAUUGCUGAACUUGGUCGAGUCCGAAGCCGAAGAAGAAGAGGAAGAAGACGUGCUCAAAAUUGGCGGCCUAGGCGACUUUGGUUUCGGCGUGGCCGCGCCCAAGCCCGUGGAGAAGGAGCGUGAGACGGAGGCAGACUUAGCGCUGCGGGAAGACGACCUGGACAACAUCGUGGAUGAGUUGUCAGACGAUGAAAAGAACAAAGAUGCAGACGACUACUUCCGCGAGCGCAUGGAGGCCGAGGACAAACAGCAGGUCAGCGAAGUCAUGCGCAACGUGCGCGAGGGGUUUGGAAGGAACCGGCGCGUGUUUUCGUCCAGUUUGAACGGCGAAGCCCGCGGUCGAUUCAACUUGGACGAGUUGGUAGCUGCCGAUGGGAGCAAGAAGGAAGCUGCGCGACUUGGCUUGCUCGAGUCGGACGAGGAGAGGGACGACGAAGACGACGGCGACAAGAAGGCCGAGGAAGAUGAAGAAGACGAAGAGGAGCGCAUGGAGCGAGAGCUGCGCGAACGAUACCAGCGCCAGCCCAAGAUUUACAUCACAUCGUCCGAGAGUGAGUCAGAGUCGGAGAACGACCAAGACCAAGACGACAAGGAAGAGAUUCCGUCCGACGAAGAGCGCGAAGCGCGACAGAUGAAGCUGUUUUCUGCUAAAGCCAAGAUCAACCGUCGCAUGCAGCGCAUGAUGCAACUCAAAGCCAGCGAGCCCAAGGCAGCGCUGAAUGCCCUCGAUGAAAUCGACGACAAAGAGCUCGAGCAAGUGGUCCUUGCGCCGUCCACUGCUACAUCAGGUGGUGCACAUGCCAAAAACGUGCCGGCUAUGCCCAUCGCGCUGCAGAAACGGGUAUCCACGUCAUUCACGACAUCUUUCACUCGCAUGGUGGAUUCUCGCAAAUUGUUUCACGUGAGUGCGUCGAAAGCGUUUGUGUUUACAUCCGUGUCGACCGACCUGACCGACAGCAUCGACGACGCAUCCUCGUCGAUGACCACCUCGAUCAAACGAAGAGCCGUCGACUCAACCCACCAGACCAUGCCUCGCAAGAAGUUGACGUUGCACAAACGUCCGAGCUCUCUCUUCCACACGCUGUCGUCGUACCAGUGCAGCUAG